AUGUUGUCGUGCAGUGAUAAUGAUGACUGGUUGACACUUUAUGAAAAUGUUUCACGAAUAAACAAGGGGUUGGAUACUAAAGUAAGCCUCGAAGACCAAGAUGAAAAGCCUUUCACUAGAGCCGAAAUUUCGUAUAUAAAUAAAUUGUUGAAUUCCAAGCUGUUUGAAGCACAAGACGUUAGUUUUGAACUGCUGAGAUCUGAUCCAAAUCAUCCGCUGCAUUCUGUCCGCACAUUCCAAGAACUUAAUUUAAAGGAACCGCUUCUCAGAGGUAUCGCAGCUAUGGGUUUUUAUAAGCCAUCUACUAUCCAGGAACGAGCACUAAGCAGCCUUAUAUCUGAUCAUCCUCAAAAUAUGAUAGCUCAAUCUCAGUCGGGCACGGGAAAAACAGCAACGUUUUUGCUCGCAAUGCUGUCACGUGUCAACAAAGAUGUACAUUACUGUCAGUGUCUUUGUAUGGCUCCUACACGUGAGUUGGCCUUACAGAUAGAAGCAGUCGGUCGACAAAUGGCACAGUUUAUGAAUGGAGUAUCUUUUGCAACAGCGGUUCGCUCUGCAGUUGUCAAUGUUGACACUGAUCGAUAUGUAACUGAUCAAAUUGUCAUUGGUACUCCGGGUACAAUUGCGAGCUGGUUUCGUGGGACUGGGAAUUACCGUAUUGAUCCGUCUAAGAUUGUUAUGUUCGUACUGGAUGAAGCUGACAUUAUGAUUGAAGAAGAAGGCUUUCUGAAUAUAUGCAUGCGGGUGAAAAGGAAGCUACUUAGAACCUGUCAAAUCCUGUUGUUCUCAGCUACAUACGAGAUUCUAUCAUUGAUUUUGCUCAUGAAUUUGAGUGGGAGAACCAAUCAUGAUGAUAAUAAUAAUGGUGAUAAUAAUAAUGAUCAUAAUAAUAAUGAUGCUGAUAAUAAUAAUGGUGAUAACGAUAAUCACGGUAAUAAUAAUGAUGAUAAUAAUAAAUAUGAUAAUAACAAUGAUGGUAACAAUUAUGAUGAUGAUGAUAAUAAUACUGACAAUAAUGAUGGUGCAGAUAGUAAUAAUCAUAAUAAUAAUGGUGAUGAUAAUAAUGAUAAUAAUCAUAAAGAUGAUAAUGAUGAAAAUGAUGAUGAUAAUAAUUAUGAUGACAAUGAUAAUAAUAGUGAUAAUAAUGAUGAUAACGAUAAUGAUGAUAAUAACGGUGAUGAUAACAAUUAUGAUGAUAAUGAUAAUAAUGAUGAUAAUAAUAAUGACAGUAAUGAUAAUGUGGAUAAUAACAAUGAUAAUAAGCACCAUGAUAAUGAUGACAAUAAUGAUGAUGCUAAUCAUGACCAUAAGCAUGAUGAUAAUAAAAUUGAUAAUAUUGAUGAUAAUGAUAAUUAUGAUAAUAAUAAUAACGAUGAUAAUAAUGAUGAUGGUGAUGAUAAUAAAUAUAGUAAUGAGGAUAAUAAUAGUGAUGAUGAAAAUAAUAAUCAUGAGAAUAAUAAUGAUGAUAAUGAUAAAAGUGAUGAUAAUGAUAGUGAUGAUAAUAACAAUGAUCAUAAUGAUAAUGACGAUAGUAAUAACGACGGUAAUGAUCAUGUAAAUAAUAAUGAUGAUAAUAAUGACGAUAGUCAUAACGAUAAUAAUAGCGAUAACGAUAUUAAUUAUCAUGAUGAUGAUGACGAUGAUGAUAAUAAUAAAGGUAGUGAUAAGAACGAUAAUAAUAAUGACAAUAAUCAUCAAGACGAUGAUAAAGAUGCUGAUAAUAAUAAUGAUGACAAUAAUACUGACGAUAAUGACGAUCAUCAUGAUGAUGAUCUUAAUGAUAAUCAUGGUGAAAAAAAUGAUGAUCAUAAGAAUGAUGGUAAUAAUAAUCAUGAUAAGAAUGGUGAUAAUAUUAAUGGUGAUAAUAAUAAUCAUAAUAAUAAUGAUUGUGGUAAUGAUCAUAAUAUUGAUGUUAAUAAUAAUGAUAAUAACCAUGAUGAUAAUAAUAAUGGUGAUAAUAAUGAUGCUAAUUAUAAUGAUCAUAAUAAUAAUGAUGAUAAUGGUCAUAAUAAUAAGCAUGAUAAUAAUUCUGAUGAUAGUUAUAAUAAUAAUAAUAAUGAGAAUAUUAAUGAUAAUAAUGAUGAUGAUAAUAAUAAUGUUAAUAAUGAUGGUGAUAACAAUGAUGAUAAUAAUGAUGCUAAUAAUAAUGACGAUAAUAAUGAUUAUAAGAAUAUUAAUAAUAACAAUGAUGAUAAUACUGACGAUGAUAAAAAUAAUGAUGACAAUCGUGAUAAUCAUAAUGAUGAUAAUAAUAAUCAUAAUAAUAACAAUGAUAUUAAUCAUGAUGAUAAUGAUCAUAAAAAUGGUAGCGAUAAUAAUAAUUAUAAUAAUAAUGAAGAUAAUAAUGAUGGUGAUAAUGAUAAUGAUAACAAUAAUGAUGAUAAUAAUUAUGAUGACAUUGAAAAUGACAAAAAUGAUGGUAAUGAUAAUGAAGAAAAAAAGAAUGGUGAUAAUCAUGAUAAUAAUAAUGAUGUCCAUAGUGGUGACAAUAAUGAUGAUAAUAAUUAUGAUAAUAAUGACGAUGAAAACAAUGAUGAUAAUAAUAGUGAUGAUAAUGAUGAAAAUGAUAAUAAUGAUGAUAAUCUGAAUCAUGAAAAUAAUAAUGAUAAUAAUCAUGAUGAUAGAAAAAUUGAUAAAAACGUCGGGAAGAAAAGUGAUGCGAAUAAUGCUGAUGAUAACAAUCAUCAUGAUAAAAAUAAUCACGAUAAUAAUAAUGAUGAUCAUAAUAGUGAUGAUAAUGAUAAUAAUAAUAACAAUAAUGAUAAUAUUAAUAUUAAUUAUAAUGAUUAUAAAAAUGGCGAUAGUAUCAAUGAACAUAAUAUUAAUUAUAAUGAUGACCAUAAUGAUUAUAAUCAUGAUGAUAAUAAUGACAAUAAUGAUGAAAUUAAUAAUGAUGAUGAUAUUGAUAUUUAUAAUGAUGAUAAUACUGACAAUAAUAAUGACGACUAUAUUAAUGAUUAUAUUAAUAAUAAUUAUGAUAAUACAGAUCAUAAUAAUUUUAAUGACAAUAAUAACGGUGGUAAUAUAGAUCAUAAUAAUAAUGAUCAUCAUAAGAUUGGUGAUACUAAUAAGGACGACAAUGAUGAUAAUAAUAAAGGUGAUGAUAAUAAUGAUGAUAAUAAUCAUGACCAUAAUAAUAAUGAUGAUAGUAAUAUUCAUAAUAUGGAUGACAAUGAUAAUAAUUAUGAUAAUAAAAAUGAGGAUAGUAAUAAUGACGAUAGUAAUCAUGAUGGUAAUAAUCAGGACAAUAACAAUGAUGAUAAUAAUAAUGAUUAUAUUAAUAAUAAUGACAAUAAUAUUGAUCUUAAUACUGAUAAUAAUGGUGAUAAUAUUAAUCAAGAUGAUAGUGAUGAUGAUAAUGAUAAUCACGAAAAUACUGAUGAUGAUAAUAAUAAAAUUCAUAAUAAUAAUGAUGAUAGCAAUAAUGAUGAACAUAAUAAUGAUGAUCACAAUAGUGAUGAUCAUAAUAAUAAUGAUAACGAUGGUAGUAGUAAUGAUGAUAAUAUUAAUGAUAAUAAUGACAAUGUUGAUAAUAAUAAUGAUGAUAAUAAUACUGAUUAUAAUGAUGACGAUAAUAAUGACGAUGAUCAUAACAUUGAUGAUAACAACAAUGAUGAUGAUAAGAAUGAUGACGAUAAUAAUGAUAACAUUAAUGAUGUUAAUAAUAAUGAUGACAAUAAUGAUUAUGAUGCCGAUGAUGAUGAUAAUAAUAUUAAUAUUAAUCAUGAAAAUAAUAAUAAUGAGGAAGAUAAUGCUGAUGGUAAAAAUAAUUAUAAUAAAAUGAUGAUAUACAAAAUGAUGGACGAUAAUCACGAUGAUGAUAAUAAUAAUGAUGAUGAUAACAAUAAUAAUGAUGACAAUAAUAAUCAUGAUAACAAUAUUCGUCAUAAUAAUGACGAUAAUAAUAAUAAUGCUAUUUAUAAUGAUAAUAAAGAUAAUGCUGAUAAUAAUACUCACAAUAGUGAUCGUGAUAAAAAUAAUGAUGAUAAUAAUAUUAAUGAUGACAGAAAUGAAAAUGAUAAUAAUGAUGAUGAUAAUAAUCAUCAUGAUAAUAAUAAUGCUGCUACUAAUAAUAAUGACUAUAAUAAUGAUAAUGAUGACAAUAAUCAUCGUAAUAAAGAUGAUGAUAAGAAUAAUGAUGAAAAUAAUAAUGGCAACAAUGACAAUAAUAAUGCCCAUAAUAAUAAUCAUAAUAAUAAUGAUAUUAAUAACAAUCAUGAUGAUAAUGAUGAUGAUGAUAAUAAUAGUAAUAGUAAUCAUAAUAACAAUAAUGAUGAAAAUAAUAGUGGUGAUAAUAAAAGUGAUUAUUAUAAGAAUGAUGAUAACAAUAAUGAUGAUACUAUUCACGAUGAUAGUAUUAUUGAUGUUAAUAAUAAUGAUGAUAAUGAGAAUGAUGAUGAUUCUACUAAUGAUAACAAUAAUAAUUGUGAUAAUAAUAACCAUAAUAAUAAUAAUAAUAAUGAAAAUAAUAAUGAUGACAAUAAUAAUGGUGCUAAUAAUAAAGGUAAUAAUGACAAUAAUGAUGGUUAUAAUAAUGAUGAAAAAAAUAAUGAUUACAACAAUAAUGAUCAUAAUAAUGAUGAUAAUUAUAAUGAUAACAAUAAUUAUCAUGAUUGUAAUAAUCAUAAUAUGGAUGUUAAUAAUGAUGAUGAUGAUGAUAGCCAUGAUAAUAAUAAUCAUCAUACUGAUGAUGAUGAUAAUGACAAUGAUGAUGAUAGUGAGGAUAAUAAUAAUAAUAUUCAUAUGAACAAUAAUAAUAAUGACAAUGAUGAUGAUAGUGAUAAUGAUGAUAUAAAUGAUCAUAAUAAUACUGAAUAUAUUAAUAAUAAUAAUGAUGAUAAUGAUAAUAAUAUUAAUAGUUUUCAUGAUAAUAAUAAUCAUGAAAAUAAUAAUGGUGAUAAUAAUAGUGAUUAUAAUAAUAAUGAUGAUAUUAUUAAUCACGAUAAUAUCUAUGAUGAGAAUAAUAAUCAUGACAAUAAUGGUGACAAUUAUAAUGUUGAUGGUAAUAAUGAUGAUAAUUUUAAUGAUGAUAAUAAUAAUUAUGAUCAUAAUGGUGAUGAUUAUAAUAAUCAUGAUGGUGAUAAUGAUGAUGACGAUAAUAAUAAUAAUAAUAGCAAUCUUGAUAAUAAUAAUAAUGAUGACAAUAAUAGUGAUGAUAACAAUAAUGUUGAUAAUAUUCACGAUGAUAAUAUUAUUAAUGAUAAUAAUUAUGAUGAUAUUAAUAAUGACAAUAAUCAUAUUGAUGAUAUUAAUGAUGAUGAUAAUAAUAAUGUCGAUAUUGGUAAUGAUGAAAAUAAUGAUUGUGAUGGUAACAAUAAUGAUGACAAUAAUAAUGAUAAUAGUGACGAUAAUAAUAGUGAUGAUUAUGAUCAUAAUUAUGAUAAUAAUAAUGAUCAUAAUAAUAAUGAUUAUAAUGUCAGUGAUGAUGAAAAUGAUAGUAAUGAUGAUGGUAAUUUUGAUCAUAAUAACAAUGAUGAUAAUAAUAACAAUAAUGAUAAUAGUGGUUAUGAUGAUGAUAAUAGUACUAAUAAUGAUAAUAAUAGUAGUGAUAAUAAUCAUGAUAUUAAUAAUGAUAACAAUAGUGAUAACAAAAAUGUUGACAAUAAUAAUAAUGAAAAUGAUCAUAACGAUUUCAAUAAUAAUGAUCCUAAUAAUAUUGAUGAUGAUAAUGUUAAUAAUGCUGAUAAGAAUAAUGAUGAUAAUUAA
This is a messenger RNA of Heterobilharzia americana, 5706 nucleotides long. Lineage: Eukaryota; Metazoa; Platyhelminthes; Trematoda; Strigeidida; Schistosomatidae. The record is from the annotation of a GenBank genome assembly.